Messenger RNA from Ostrea edulis (European flat oyster), 3170 nucleotides. RefSeq lists its product as uncharacterized. Bases 166 to 828 code for a protein of 220 amino acids. NCBI's taxonomy places the organism in Eukaryota, Metazoa, Mollusca, Bivalvia, Ostreida, Ostreidae. The record is from RefSeq and is a predicted model, not a curated record. The transcript is spliced from 2 exons.
CAAUACCGUAUUGAAUAAGCAUCGGUUGUUAUUGAGACCUAAAACGGUAUUUUCUCGCUUACAUUUAACACGACUCUUCCAGGAAAACGUUAGGAAUAAAAAUUUUCGCACAUACAACACAUUCUGCUAGGGAGGGAGUAUUUUCUCCUACGCCAGACAGCUGUAAUGGCGAAUGCAACUACCAACAGCUCGAUUUCAGCCCCCGUGGUCCCCGUCCACAAAUCAGUAUGGGACGAGAUCGAAGAGUUCUACUCCGACAAGAACAAUAUGGCUAUGUACCUGGUCCUUCCACUCAUUGUCAUCGUCUAUGGUGGAUGCAGUCUGAUAUUUUGUAUUCACAAAUGUAUGCAGUAUUGUAAAAAAUCAAAGAAAAGGAGAGAUCGUGAAGUUUUGCUCCAAGACAACCGACGAAAGAGCAUCAUCACUCAGAGCCAGUUAGAGAAUAGGCCCAGAUCAAUAGCUAGCAUUCACCCGGAAGUAACACAGUCUACAGAACAAAAGCGUACCCCAACACCGUUACCAUGGCAAGUUCCUGACGACUCGGAAACUGAACGGAAUAAAACGACAGAUGUUCCUAGCAAACGCAACACACAUCCGCACAAAGUAUCGCGAGUCCACACUGGAAAAACCCCUCCUCCACCCUACAAAGAGGUGGAGGAUAUCAUUGUCUUAAGCGGUCCACAACAUCCGGGAUACCCGAGCAACCAUUACUCAAAGAAGCAGGACUAUUCUCCACUGGAACUCACAAAACAGCUCCUCAGACUCGGAGACGACGAGAAGGAAGUAAGGAGAGGAAGAAAAAAACGCCUGGUGUUCACCACCGAUUAGCACAAAUAAAGACUGGUGUUCACCACGGCUAGUACAAGUACUAGUACGACGUCAAUUGCUCGACGUUUCAAAUUGUGAUAUGUUUAUAUUAUUGAAACUUUCAUUCUUGAAAAUAAUGAAAAAGUCUAUUUUUGACUAAUGUUGAUAGUACUUUAUACUUCAUCAUGUUUUCAUCAUUAUGUUUUGGAGAUGCAUUUCAAAAUGUUUUCAUAUUCUUGUCGUUUAAGUAUGCUUUUGCUUCGUUUAUAUUUUCUAAUUGAAGAGUUGAACGUUACACAAACCAUUCACUCCACAUACCUUAGGAAUCUUCACUGCAACUGAAGAUGUCUUUUUUACGAAUGUUCUUUUUUAUGACAUAACUCCAGACGCUGGAAACAUGGACCAGCGAUAGGUAUGUCUAUAAUCUUAUCUGUUGUUCACAUCUAUACCUUCUGGAAUUCUACAAAUCUCUUCUAUGUACUACAGGAACAUCUACAGAUUGUUUAUGUCUUCUUGAUAUAGAGAAAUCUACACAAUGCUAAUUAGAGAAAUAUACAGUUUGUUUUCUUAAUAUAGAGAAAUCUACACAUUGUGUAUAUCGUCUGCUAUCGAGAAAUCUAUGCAUUGCUUAUCAGAGAAAUCUACAGAUUGUUUAUGUCUUCUUGAUGUAGAGAAAUCUACGCAAUGCUAAUUAGAGAAAUAUACAGUUUGUUUUCUUAAUAUAGAGAAAUCUACACAUUGUGUAUAUCGUCUGCUAUCGAGAAAUCUAUGCAUUGCUUAUCAGAGAAAUCUACAGAUUGUUUAUGUCUUCUUGAUGUAGAGAAAUCUACGCAAUGCUAAUUAGAGAAAUAUACAGUUUGUUUUCUUAAUAUAGAGAAAUCUACACAUUGUGUAUGUCGUUUGCUAUCGAGAAAUCUAUGUAUUGCUUAUCAGAGAAAUCUGCACGUUUUCUGUUUCUACUAUAGAGAAGGAAAUCCACAAGUACUUUUUGUUACUAAAUUGAAACACAAUGUUCAUUUCAGUGCGCGUCAAAGCUUGUUCCUAACAUUGCAAUAUCCUAAUUUCCUGUUUAUUGUAUGGGCCAAUUAUACAUAAGCACUCUUGACGACAUUUUCCCGAGAGAGGAAUGUUCAUCAUAGGCGGAUCCAGGAAUUUGUGAAAGGGAGUCUAGCACUUGAUCUUUUAAGUACUUUUCACAACCUCCACCCCUACCCAUUUACACCCUAUGAUUGUGUACAUAACACUUUAAGGAGAUCUUGAGACAGUUUUUAUACAUGGAAAUGGUUAGCUUAUUCAUUCCUUAUUUCCAAAGUUCUAGUCAUUCUCAUCGCAUACUCAGACCUGUUUUCGCAAUGAAAAAAAAAUGAAAAAAAUAAAAAAGGAGUUGAUUUAAAGGUUACUCCCAAUAGGUCGGGGGUCUGGGGUAAAUGGUGCAAAAUCCUGCAUUCUAAGGAUUUUCUGGCACUUCUUUUUCACUUUAAAAUUGUCUACUUCUUAACCAAAACUUUUAUGCUACAUAUACGCUAUAGGAAUUAAGUGAUACUUGUAUCCGACGAAAAUAUCGUAAAUAUAUAUCAGUGUGUCGUCUUAUCAAUCCAAGAAUUUUUAAAAUGAGUUACUGGUAUUGAUGAAUUUAAAUGAUGCAAAUAUCCACCUUUUUAUCAUUUUGCCUCAAAGACUCGUUAAAUUGAAUAACUCUUAAACUUUUUGGUCCGCAAAAAGGGGGUUCUGGAACACACACACACACACCCCUCUGGAUCAGCCCUUGAUCACAUUUCUUGUCCUAAUUAAUGAUAAACUAAACUGAUGUUCUAACACAAAAUUCCCUUCAUUACGAUACCGUUUUAUACUCUUCUUCGGGAGAUUUUUAUUCAAAUAUUUAUGAAACUGGAAUUGAAAAGAGGAAGAUUUGAUGUUGAAGACAACAGAUUAUAGAUUAAUAUGGAAUUCAGAGAUUGAUAUACUGCUUUCUGUUGGUUUAUAGAUUAACUAUGUAGUUAUAUAUAUCAGGCAGUUUGAUGCCUACAUGUAUAUUUCAGUACAAAAUUUCUCCUCAUGAAGUUUUUAUAUGACGAAUAUUCCAAUGGAAUACAAGACACACAAGUUCGUCAGUAAUGGAGAAAUACUUGUUCAUCAUUUUGUUUCUCUUUUUUAUAUAUACAUGUAGUUUAUAUAGUUCCCGCGGCAUCACAGUGCAAUACACAGUUAUCUCUCUUGUUCAAUUCUCUGACGAUAUGCAUGUACAAUGUGCUUACAUUCAUCAAGUUUUCCAGUCAGUGAAAUGAAUACAGUUGUUGUACAUUACAAUCACUAGUUUUCUAAUUACAUACUGUGUGAAAAAUUAAAAAAACCUCUACACAAUA